AAUAAUCAUCUUUGUCAUUAUAACACUAGCCUGAUGACCAAUUCUGAUAGUUAUCCUGAAAGUGAACAUUUUGAACAAUUGAAUUAAGCGAGCAACAUCAUUAGUAAACCAAAAAACAACAAGCGAAAUAACGAAGUCAACAUAAACAGCAAUCAGCCAAACCAGUCCAAUGACGAUUAUGAUGGCGAAAGAUGAAUUAGUGAAACAAGCCAGAGGGAAGUUGGAAAAAGAAAGGGAUAAAGAAAGGGAACAAGGAUGAUGUCUGAAUCAAGAUAAAUGGCGAAAAAGAAAGAAAAGUAAUGAAAGAGAUCGAAUGUGAGAGAGUUAAGGAAGUAAGUCUAUUAUGAGAGUUUGGUAACAAGUGAGCAAAAAGAGUAGGAGAAGAGGGAGAAAGUUUAAAUGAUGAAAACAAAGUUGGAUGAGAGUUGAAUCAGUGUUUAGAUGAAUCUUUCGUUGAGCCGGUUCAUUUUCAAUUCAAUGUUCACCAAAUGUAGCUUCAAGAGUGCUUCAACAUUUUAAAUUGUUACCUAUUCUCAUCUACUGUCAACCAGAACCAACAACGCUAUUGCCAUCACGUAGUAAUCGUCAAAUUGAUCGCUAAUAAGGAUUGGGGUCAACAAUAGACAAAAGAAAGGAUAAAAAGAGGAAAAUUGAUUGAAAGCCAAAUUUAAUUCAAAAUGACAAUUCGACAAGUUGACGGAACUGAACGCGGUGAAAUCAAGGAAAAGAUCAUUGAUCAACCCUGUGAAUCUUUUGAUGAUGAGAUUUUCCUGGAUGCAACUGACGAUGGUGUUACUAUUAAGGAGACACAAUUGAUUGAAGAAAUCCAAGAAGAACAACCAAGUUUAGAGCAAUCAAUGGAAGAAGUAACCAGAGUAUUGGAACUCGCUCUGAGCAACCAAUUUGAAGAAGCUGGUCAAAUUGCUGAUAAAUGGGCUGAGGUUAGUCUUUAUCAUGCACUUGGCGCGGCUACACUCACUUUUUUCAAAGGUGUUCUGACCCUGGAACAUGCUCAAAUUAAGAAUACAAUGGAUUCAUUAAAACACGUUAUUGACCUUUACCAAAUAAAGAAAUAUCAAAGUAACUCAGUGGCCAGAGUUGUCUGGAAGCCAAAUUACAACAAUUACACUGAAGAUCAAAUCCAUGCUGAGCUGGUUUAUGCUGAAGCUCAAUUGAUGAUUGCCUUGAUGACUUUCUUACAAGACCAAAACUUGAUUAGUUUAGUUAAAGGAGCUUUAAGGAUUCGAUCAUGUUUCCAAACUUAUAAGGAGUGUAAUAACAUAUUAAAUCAAAGGGUUUCCUGGUCAUCUGAAAAGGUUAAAAGGCAUUUUGAAUCGGGAGUUCGCAUGGGAUUAGGAACAUUUAAUUUGAUGAUUUCCCAUUUACCAAGUAAAGUUUUGCGACUUUUGGAGUUCGUUGGUUUCUCUGGUAAUCGGUCAAUUGGUUUCACUGAGUUGGAAGCUUCAACUGCAAUCACUGACGGAUUGAGAUCACCAUUAGCCAAGUUAAUUAUGAUGGCUUACUUUUGUUACAUUGAACAUCUUUUUGGUUUGGGUAAUGAAGAUUUAACUCUUGUAACCAACAUUUUGUCCAGUGCUAUGGAAAAAUAUCCAAAUAGCGCUUUCUUCAUCUUGUUUGCUGGUCGGAUCAAUCAACUUGAAGGUAAAUUAAGUGAAGCUAUUUUAAACUUUGAAAAAUGCAUUGCAAUUCAGAACCAAUGGAAACAACUUCAUAACAUUUGCUAUUGGGAGCUUCUUUGGUGUUACACAAUCCGUUGUAAUUGGAAAAAGGCAGCUGAAUAUGCUGAUAUACUUCGCAAGGAAUGUGCCUGGUCUCCAGCAACCUACACCUAUCAAACAGCCUCAUAUUAUUACAUGUCCCAUGAAGCUGAGCCUGAUGAAAAGUUACGAGCUCAGGCAUUUGAGUUGUUCAAACAAGUUCCUGGUCUUCGUAUAAGAUAUGCUGGUAAAACGAUUCCUGCGGAAAAAUUUGCCAUAACAACAAGUGAACGAUUCGUUUCUGGUGAGAAAAGGAUCAUCGCUCCAGUCCUAGAGUUUUCAUAUAUCUGGAACAUAUUUGCCAUCAUGGAAAAGGAUAAAACAUUGAUUGAUCCAAUGCUCAAGUUAAUUGAAAAACAAUUAGACUCUCUUAAGAGCGAAAUCGAUGACUCCGAGAAACCAUUAGAUGAUUAUUUGGAUUUAAUUUUAAUGAAGGGAAUGUGCUUAAGAAGUAUGGGAUUUCCUUAUCAGGCUGAACAGUGUUUCCUUGAAAUUAUUGAUAAUGAGAAACGACUUGCUCGAGAUACUUAUCUGGCUCCUCAUGCAGCAAUGGAACUUGGAUUAACUUAUGUUCGUCUGAAUGACCUUCCAGCUGCUCGUCGAUGGCUGGAAAAGUCUCGUAAAGAUUACACUGGUUAUCUGUUGGAAACAAUGGUUCAUUUCCGGGUUCAUUGUGCCAUGCGUAAUAUUAAAAUAAUGGAGAAACAGUCAGCAUCCAUCCCACCGUUAACAUUGGAGGAAGAGGAAACCAGUUCCCUUGACUCUACACCGUCACUUCCCUCUGAACCUCUUCCUCUGGCUGAACCAAUCAUGCCAACUGGUAAAGGUCAAUCGUCAUUCUUUGAGUUGGCCAGUAAACUUCAAGCUCGUUUCUCAUUCGGAUUUGGAGCAAGCUAUGAUGAUAGUCAAGUUAAAUUAUAAACAAUAUUGUUCUGGAAACCGUUGCUUGAUCGAACCUUUUUUUUAUCUUUUUUUAUCUUUUCUUUUUGUUCGUUUAACCCAUUUUAUACGCAUCGGAACCACCAAAUUCAGCUAUCAAAAAUUACAAGUAAAUUAGAGAGAAUAUAAUUUGUCACCAAUGAAUGUUAAUAAUCCCAAAUAACUCAGAUCUCAUACAAACAAAGCAACAUUUAUUUCAUUACAACCAAAUCACCUUGAUUGGAAAUUUAAAUUUUGUUAAUUAUUUCAUGGUAAUUCUGGUUGAGCAAACAUUUAAAGUAAACAUUGACUUUUCUUCUCUCAUGUAACAUUCAAAAAAAACAUAUUUUAGCUUCCAUCCAACUUCAUUACAAGAUUUUCAAUGCCACAUCUUUUUCAAUUUUGAUUUCCUUUUUUUGUCCUUUUUUCAGCUUUAUUGCUAUACCAAGGUUUAAAUUACUUUAUGACUUCCUUAUGCCUUAAGCAUGUUCAUGAGUUGAAUAUUAUUAUAUUAUAUUAUGUAAUUGAUCAAUGAUAACUGUUAUAUCAAUGUCUCGAUGAACGUCAAUUUCAAUUUUAAGCUUGUUUCUUGAUCACAAACUGGUCGCCUUCAAAGUCCAUUUUAAACAUUUUGUUUUGACCAUUUUCUUUGUCCACUUUUCUACAUCAAAGAAUCCGUUGAAACAUUUGAUUGUCCACUCAUAAACAAAUUGAUUAUCCUGAAAAUUCCCUGAAAAUCUCAAUUUUCUACCCUUUUUAUUAAACUUAAUAUAAUGUUAAUUGUUAUGGAGUUGUUUUGGUAAAACUGAUUAAUAACAAGUUGUAUAUUUAAACAUUUGUUGUCAUAUUUUAAAACUAAAUGCAUUUAAUAUAAA
Tetranychus urticae (two-spotted spider mite) is the source of this 3571-nucleotide messenger RNA. RefSeq names its product tetratricopeptide repeat protein 39B. Lineage: Eukaryota; Metazoa; Arthropoda; Arachnida; Trombidiformes; Tetranychidae. Gene Ontology annotation, molecular function: protein binding. The record is from RefSeq and is a predicted model, not a curated record.